AUGGCCCGGACCAAGCAGACGGCUCGCAAGUCCACCGGCGGCAAGGCGCCCCGCAAGCAGCUCGCCACCAAGGCAGCCCGCAAGAGCGCGCCGGCCACCGGCGGCGUCAAGAAGCCCCACCGCUACCGGCCCGGCACCGUGGCCCUGCGCGAGAUCCGCCGCUAUCAGAAGUCCACCGAGCUGCUGAUCCGCAAGCUGCCGUUCCAGCGCCUGGUGCGCGAGAUCGCGCAGGACUUCAAGACCGACCUGCGCUUCCAGAGCUCGGCCGUGAUGGCGCUGCAGGAGGCCUGCGAGGCCUACCUGGUGGGGCUGUUUGAGGACACCAACCUGUGUGCCAUCCAUGCCAAGCGCGUCACCAUCAUGCCCAAGGACAUCCAGCUCGCUCGCCGCAUCCGUGGGGAGAGGGCCCUUUCCAAAAUAGGACUGCCCGACCUUAAGUCUUUUGGCUGCCAGACAUUACCCAAGAAUAAAGACACAUACCUCUCGAUACAUUUACUUGGAGCUGGUGUACUUGGUGACGGCCUUGGUGCCCUCGGACACGGCGUGCUUGGCCAGCUCCCCGGGCAGCAGCAGGCGCACGGCCGUCUGGAUCUCCCUGGAGGUGAUGGUCGAGCGCUUGUUGUAAUGCGCCAGCCGCGACGCCUCCCCCGCGAUGCGCUCAAAGAUGUCGUUCACGAAGGAGUUCAUGAUGCCCAUGGCCUUGGACGAGAUGCCGGUGUCGGGGUGGACCUGCUUCAGCACCUUGUACACGUACACGGAGUAGCUCUCCUUGCGGCUGCGCUUGCGCUUCUUGCCGUCCUUUUUCUGCGCCUUGGUCACCGCCUUCUUGGAGCCCUUUUUCGGGGCCGGAGCGGACUUGGCUGGCUCAGGUUUGCCAUGGCUCGCACGAAGCAGACGGCUCGCAAGUCCACCGGCGGCAAGGCGCCCCGCAAGCAGCUCGCCACCAAGGCAGCCCGCAAGAGCGCGCCGGCCACCGGCGGCGUCAAGAAGCCCCACCGCUACCGGCCCGGCACCGUGGCCCUGCGCGAGAUCCGCCGCUACCAGAAGUCCACCGAGCUGCUGAUCCGCAAGCUGCCGUUCCAGCGCCUGGUGCGCGAGAUCGCGCAGGACUUCAAGACCGACCUGCGCUUCCAGAGCUCGGCCGUGAUGGCGCUGCAGGAGGCCUGCGAGGCCUACCUGGUGGGGCUGUUUGAGGACACCAACCUGUGUGCCAUCCACGCCAAGCGGGUCACCAUCAUGCCCAAGGACAUCCAGCUCGCUCGCCGCAUUCGUGGGGAGAGGGCGUAA
Molecule: messenger RNA, 1287 nt
Organism: Cynocephalus volans (Philippine flying lemur)
Lineage: Eukaryota; Metazoa; Chordata; Mammalia; Dermoptera; Cynocephalidae
Exons: 4
Coding region: 1-1287 (428 amino acids)
Cellular component (GO): nucleosome
Molecular function (GO): structural constituent of chromatin; DNA binding; protein heterodimerization activity
Source: RefSeq, a predicted model, not a curated record